AUGUCCAAGCCAUUUGAUCCAGAGACCGCGGAGAACCUGGAGGAUAUGGAGAGACAGUUCGCUGUCAAGGCCGUCGAACACUUGAUGACAUAUUGGUCGAUUCUCGAGAAGGUCCGAGGGUCUGAGCUGCGCCUUACAAAGAUGGAUGACGAAAUCUACGAGCAUUUCAAGAAAGAGUUCCCCGAAUUUGACCCUGCCGAGACGAUUGAUGAGGACAAUAUGAAGAGCAAGGAGGGCAAGGAAAAGUGGAGGAACUGGGUGAACCAAUACGAGGACAAGAUUCACGACUUCAACUUUGGAACAAUGCUGCGGGCAAGUGCGAAGACGGAGUAUGACAGAGAUAACACCAUUUUUGGUGAGUGUUACCUGGAUCGACGAUAUCAUCUGAUUAACGAGGACCGAAGAACUAAUGAGAUUAUAGCUUUGCGCAUGCAGUUCUAUGCCAUCGAAAUUGCUAGGCAAGCUUACUUCUUUCAUGAAAUAAACCGCGCUGGUCUGAAUGACUGGGUGUAUGAACAGGCCCAAGGAAAGAAAUAG
Molecule: messenger RNA, 537 nt
Organism: Aspergillus ochraceoroseus IBT 24754
Lineage: Eukaryota; Fungi; Ascomycota; Eurotiomycetes; Eurotiales; Aspergillaceae
Product: polysaccharide biosynthesis domain-containing protein
Exons: 4
Coding region: 1-537 (178 amino acids)
Cellular component (GO): cytoplasm
Source: RefSeq, a predicted model, not a curated record